This is a messenger RNA of Solanum stenotomum, 1379 nucleotides long. RefSeq names its product GDP-mannose transporter GONST1-like. Lineage: Eukaryota; Viridiplantae; Streptophyta; Magnoliopsida; Solanales; Solanaceae. Gene Ontology annotation, molecular function: antiporter activity; GDP-mannose transmembrane transporter activity. The record is from RefSeq and is a predicted model, not a curated record. Gene Ontology annotation, cellular component: Golgi apparatus. The coding region runs from base 160 to 1173 and encodes 337 amino acids. The transcript has 9 exons.
UCUCAGGAUUCUCCUGGAUCAAUUUUGGAAAGACUUCAUAUUGACGAUGCUAGUAAUGGUGGCCAAGGAAGAGAAAGAAACUUCUUAGUUUACCAAUCGAAUUUGCUCGAUGAAGUCUCGAGUCCAGUUAGAAGAGAAGUAGCUAACAGACCUUUUUUCAUGAAGGCUGUUAAACGAAUUGACAACGAUGUGGAAAAUGGACAGUUGGAGGUCAAAGAGAAGUCGAUACGUAACAAUAUGCUUGUCACUGUACACAACAAGUCAUUGCUAUCAGGAAUUGCAUACUGUAUAUCUUCAUGUAGCAUGAUAUUAGUUAAUAAAUACGUCCUUUCGAGCUAUAACUUUAAUGCAGGGAUAUCCUUGAUGCUCUAUCAGAACUUUGUCUCUGUUGUUGUGGUUUCUAUGUUGAGCUUCUUUGGUGUAAUUUCCACGGAACCACUCACGUUGAGGCUGAUCAAAGUCUGGUUACCUGUCAAUGUUAUAUUUGUCGGAAUGCUUGUCACAAGUAUGUUCAGUUUGAAGUACCUAAAUGUUGCUAUGGUCACUGUUCUGAAGAAUGUUACUAAUGUGAUUACUGCUGUUGGUGAAAUGUAUAUAUUCAACAAACACCAUGAUAGUCGAGUGUGGUCCGCUCUUUUACUGAUGAUUGUUUCAGCAGUCUCUGGAGGAAUUACAGACCUAUCUUUUCAUGCUACUGGUUAUACAUGGCAGAUUAUCAAUUGUUUCUUGACAGCAUCGUAUUCUUUGACUCUACGUCGAAUCAUGGACACUGCUAAACAAGUGACGAAAUCAGGGAACCUGGAUGAAUUCUCAAUGGUUCUGCUAAAUAAUACCCUUUCAUUGCCUUUAGGCCUUCUCCUUGUAUUAGUGUUCAAUGAAGUUGAUUGCCUCUCCACGACACCACUAUUACAAUUGCCAACAUUUUGGAUUGUGACAACAUUAAGUGGAUUUUUGGGCUUAGCUAUUAGCUUCACAUCUAUGUGGUUUCUUCAUCAAACAAGUGCAACUACAUAUAGCCUUGUGGGAUCACUAAAUAAGAUACCUCUCUCUGUUGCUGGUAUUUUCCUUUUCAAUGUCCCAACUAGUCUUGACAACACUGCCAGUAUAUUUUUUGGCCUCUUGGCUGGAGUAUUUUUUGCCCGAGCAAAAAUGCAGGAGAAAUCUCAAUCUUAAUACAAUAACAACAUACUCAGUGUAAUUCCAUAAGUGGUAGGAUCUGAAGGAGGAUGGUGUGUACGCAGCCUUAACCCCUACCUUGAGAAGAUGGAGAGAUUGUUUCCGAUGAGAAAUCUCAAUCCUAAAUUGUUGAAAACCUUUUCUUUUCGUUUCAUAGAUUAGCCUUUGAGUUGAAUUGUAAAACAUGUAUAGUCAUAACAACA